This is a messenger RNA of Protopterus annectens (West African lungfish), 1634 nucleotides long. It is a transcript of the gene HSD17B8, whose product is annotated as hydroxysteroid 17-beta dehydrogenase 8. The transcript has 9 exons. The record is from RefSeq and is a predicted model, not a curated record. Gene Ontology annotation, molecular function: oxidoreductase activity, acting on the CH-OH group of donors, NAD or NADP as acceptor. The coding region runs from base 32 to 799 and encodes 255 amino acids. Lineage: Eukaryota; Metazoa; Chordata; Ceratodontiformes; Protopteridae.
UUAACCGUGAGUAUAUAGUAGUUCCGGUGGCAUGGCAGUUGUAGGCAAAUUGGUUUCACGGUUGGCAGUAGUGACAGGUGGUGGCAGUGGGAUUGGUCGUGCUGUUUGUCAGAGAUUUGCUUUGGAAGGUGCCACAGUUGCAGUUGUUGACAUUGAUCAUAAAGCUGCCAAUGAGACACUGCAGGAGUUGUCUUGCGAUCAGCCUGCCCAACAGCAUGCAGCCUUCCCUGCUGAUGUGUCAUCCUGUGAUGGUGUGAAAGAUUUGCUGUCUGCGAUUCAGGCCAAGUUCUUAUGUGUUCCUUCCAUCUCUGUGAAUUGUGCUGGCAUCACUGCAGAUGAGUUUGUUCUGAAGAUGGAGGAAGAGGCUUUUGACAAUGUUCUGAAGGUUAACUUAAAGGGUACAUUCCUUAUGACUCAGGCUGUCUCCAAAGCUCUGGUUGCCAGCGGUGCCAACAACGGUUCUAUCAUUAACAUGGGUAGCAUUGUAGGGAAGGUGGGAAACCUAGGGCAAGCGAACUAUGCAGCAUCAAAAGCUGGAGUUGAAGGCUUAACAAAAACAGUAGCAAAAGAGCUUGCCAGAUAUGGCAUUCGGUGUAACACUGUUCUACCAGGAUUCAUUGAAACUCCAAUGACAGCUAAAGUACCCCAGAAGGUGCUAGAGAAGUUCUCAGGAAUGGUGCCGUUAGGGAGACUGGGAAGCCCUGCAGACGUUGCUGAUGUGUGUGCCUUUCUGGCAUCUGAUGACAGCAGUUAUAUUACGGGUACAAGUAUUGAGGUAACAGGUGGCCUUUUCCUUUGAUAACUACACAGCUGCACUUCAGAAGGCUGCUAAAAGAACCCAACUAUUGAUAAGGCUGCUGACUGGGUCUGCUAGAAUGAAAUGUUUUUCCAGUGUUGUGGCAAACUAUAGCAUCACUGUCUUUCCUGAUGUGAUUAACUUUUGAAAUUAUACAGAUAAUCUGUUAUUUUUAUGCCCCUUAUUGUGAAAGAAAUAAUUUUCAAUUAAUAUUGCCUGUUUAAGAUUUUGUAUAAUUUUCAUAGAGAUAAAUCUGGAAAGCAGUUUUAAGGUAUGUAUAGGAACAGAAUCUUAUUAUUAAGUGCUGAUAUGCAAGACAGGAAAGAAGUAUGCAAAUUGCAUGGCUUUAUUGGGUACAUUUCUAGAAUGAGUUCUUGUUAAAAAUUCCAUCUUUGGAUAGCAUGUACAAAAUUGAAAAUAUGGAAAAAUGUAUACCAAGUCUGAGGCUGCAGAGUCCCUAAGUAUUCACAUUACUCUGAGGUGCAGCUGUCUUAGAGUUGGAAUAUAUUAAGAAGCAGGAGUUUGGGUUUGGGUGUGGGGUGCAGCCCCCCCCCCGCCCCAAAGAAAAAAUGGUUUAAAGGCUUUGAAUUUCGAUAUUUGCUUUAUGUUUUGGCAGUUGCUGUGAGAUAUGCUGUUAAGGAUCUCAUACACUUGAUAGGGAGCAUUUUUGCAUAUAAAAACAUUAUAUUUGUGACCAGAUGAUGACUAUAGUGGCCUUUACAUGCUAGAAAUGCACUAGGUAAGACUGUAUAUUUGAUAAUUAUGUACUACUGUCUUGGGCUGGUAAAAGCACUCAAAGAGCAUUAUGAUCUAAUAAAGUACAUAUAAAUGCCAAGGA